Molecule: messenger RNA, 2297 nt
Organism: Gambusia affinis (western mosquitofish)
Lineage: Eukaryota; Metazoa; Chordata; Actinopteri; Cyprinodontiformes; Poeciliidae
Gene: tra2b
Product: transformer 2 beta homolog
Exons: 8
Coding region: 998-1549 (183 amino acids)
Biological process (GO): positive regulation of mRNA splicing, via spliceosome
Cellular component (GO): spliceosomal complex
Molecular function (GO): RNA binding
Source: RefSeq, a predicted model, not a curated record
UUUUACAUUACCGCGCACACAUACAUGCACACGCGACCAUAGUCGUUAGCCUCGCGUAUUAGUAUCAGGUAGACUAUUUCUCCGUGUAGCUUAUUCUCUAGCACUAAAAAUGAGCGACAAUGAUAAAGGCCGGGUUAAGAUUCGACGAAGAAAAUGCAGAAGAAGUCUCAUGUCCACUUUAUUUUCAGUAAUAUGAAGCUCAGAUGUGUGAAGCUGAAUUGUUGAAUGCAUGCUAAACAUGAGGAGGGAAGAACUUUGAGCAGUGUGUGAGAAGGGGAAGUCAGAAGAUGUAAGAAAAUUGAAGAAAGAAGAAUAAUGUGAAGUAAUGAAGUUACAGAAAUGAAGUUAAGGAAGUAAUCUGGAUAAGGUCGCUGCGCUAAGUAAUUUUCUGGUCUAUUUAUCCAAUGCGUGCAUGUCAUUGUUAUUGAAUACAUCACACUUUAAUUUAUAUUAUUGCUAUUUUAUUUUGUCUUUUGUUUUUGUAAUCUUAAUUACUUAAUUAUACUUGCUGAUGUAAUCUUAGUGAUACCAUCCUGCCACUGGUUACAUAAAAUAGAUUUAACCUGCAUUCAUAAUUGCCAAUUUCUACAUCUUGUGUAUUUUUUUUUUUCCUUCAAAUUUUCCAGGAUAGUUUUAAAUCUCAACUACAGAGUUGUAGCACAUUUAUUCAAAUGUAUCACUUCUUCUGUGAUGACAACGUGCUGGUGUGUGUGUAUGUGUGUGGUUCGUUCAGGAGUCUCGCUCCGCUUCCAGGAGCGUGAGCCCCCGUGCCCCUGGGAAGUCGGCGAGCCGUUCUCCAGCUCGUUCAAAAGAUGGAUCCCACCAUUCCCGUUCUAAGUCCUGGUCCCGCUCCAAGUCCAGAUCAGGCUCCCAUUCUAACCACGGCUCUCAUAAGCACUACAGCCAUUCCCGGUCGCGCUCCAGGUCUGGCCGGCGCCGGUCCCGCAGCCGCUCCUACAGCGGAGAGCGCCGGCACAGGAGCCUCAGUCAUUCCCCCAUGUCUAAUCGCCGCAGGCACAUCGGCAAUCGGGCUAAUCCAGAUCCAAAUGCUUGCCUGGGAGUGUUUGGCCUGAGCCUGUACACCACAGAGAGGGAUCUGAGGGACGUCUUCUCUAAAUACGGGCCCCUGGCGGAUGUUUGCAUUGUGUACGACCAGCAGUCCAGGCGUUCUAGGGGCUUUGCUUUUGUUUACUUUGAGAACACAGCUGAUGCUAAAGAGGCAAAGGACCGAGCGAAUGGCAUGGAGCUGGACGGUCGUAGAAUCCGGGUGGAUUUCUCAAUCACAAAAAGACCUCACACCCCGACCCCGGGAAUCUACAUGGGACGUCCCACAUAUGGCGGUGGUGGUGGCGGCGGUCCUGGUGGUCCCCGGCGCUAUUCACGCGACUACGACCGCGGAUAUGACCGUGGAUAUGAUAGAGGCGGCUAUGAUCGCUAUGACGACAGGGACUACUACAGAUCAUACAGGCGAAGAUCUCCAUCACCAUACUACAGAGGCGCAUACAGAUCUCGGUCAAGAUCCCGGUCUUAUUCUCCUCGUCGAUAUUGAGCAGUUCAGGCAGACAAAAAUCCCUUAUUUCCAUGGACAGACGAGGAGUUUCUCCUAAAGAUUUGUUUGACUUUCUUGUAGAUAUCAUAUUCUGAAGGUGAUAUAUGGCUUUCUUUAAUGUGGAGUUUCAUGGGAAAAUGUUGUACAAAGUCCUGAGAGAGCAGAACACCAGCACUGUAAGCUUAGCAAUGUACUGAUGUGAAAAGGGUUGUUAAAAAACCUUUUCACCUGUUUCUGCCCCUGUGGUAGUUAUCCCUCUGCACAAUGUGAAACUUGGAAGAUGCCUGUCUGCUUAUUUCUCAGCUGGUUAGUUUAUUUUGUAAUUUGGAGCUUAACAAUGCCAAACUUAUAUAAAUAUUUACAAUUCAUUAGGCACUGUUGUUCUCCAGCACCACUGAUUCUGUCAGGAGAUACUUUUUUUUUUUUAACUUCACAGAACAUUCAGUGUAUUUAGUGUCUGGUCAUGACAACAUGCUCCUAUUUAACAGACAAAGUUCUCAUUCAACUCCACACUAAAAAAACCAAACAGAUGACGAGGAUGAUCACCACUCUUCCUCUUGCUUAUCAAUAAUCAAUGAAAAUGAAAAAACACAUUUGAAGCCGUGCGUCCUUGUUUUAAAUUUUACAUGUACAGGCCACUGUUGUUCUAACUGGCAUGUUAAUUUAUGGGGUUUUGUUGUGUACAAACUGAGUGAGAAUUCAGCAAAAUUUAAACAAAUUAAAAGGGAAUAGUUUUCUUUUCCACCAA